GAAGCCGAUCAAAAGCGUACGGAGUUUCCAGGAGGGCGGUCGUGUUACGAUCACAGAGAGAAAAAGAAAGAGAGAGAGACAGAGAGAGAAAGAACCUUUCUUCCCCCACGGUUACACAAAAAUUUCUCGAUACGUACGGGUCCUGGAUUUCAACGCGCAUCACAAGAAAAACGUUAUUCAAUAGAAUAAUGGCGCGCCGUGUGAUUUGACAGUGCAGAAACGCUUGAAUGGGAAAAGUGCCUCGAUAUUUUGUGUGUAUACCUUACUUCGUAGAAAAUACCCAGAUUUUGAAUAGUGGAGAGAGACGGAAGAAAUUCAUUUUUCGCGAUACGAAAAGGGAGUAACGAGAGGGACGAGGUAGAAGACGAAGACGACGGUGUGCGAGAGAGAAGGACAAUAGGAAAGAAGGAGGAAGGAAGAACAGAAGAGAUAGCUCGUGGGCGAGCUCGAAGAGAUGACGGGGGAGGAGGGAAAGGGUGGCGGUGGCGCCGGUGGGAAUACGAACGUUAACGCGACUGACAAUGUGAAUAAUGUUAACGCUAACAUCAAUGCGAAUGUCAAUGUCAACAUUAAUGCAAACACGAACGUCGUUCACCAAAAUGGCGGAACGGAGAAGGCGCCGGUCGUCGGUGGUACUAACGUUGAAACAUUGCCGCGUGCUGGAAAACAGAGUGAUCCAAGCACGUCAUUUUUGAGAGCAGCUCGCGCGGGUCAGUUGGAAAAGGUUCUGGAGUAUCUUGAAUCGGGUGUGGACAUUAACGCAUCAAAUGCUAACGGACUGAAUGCUUUGCACCUGGCAGCUAAGGAUGGCCACUUGGAAAUUGUCCGAGAACUUCUUAAUCGUGGCGCAGUAGUCGAUGCUGCUACUAAAAAGGGAAACACCGCAUUGCACAUUGCUUCUCUUGCUGGACAAGAGGAGGUUGUACAAUUGCUCGUUCAACAGGGUGCUUCUGUGAACGCACAGUCACAAAAUGGGUUCACACCGCUCUAUAUGGCUGCUCAAGAGAAUCACGACUCUGUGGUCAAGUACCUCCUCAGUAAGGGUGCCAACCAAACCCUCACGACGGAGGAUGGAUUCACUCCAUUGGCGGUGGCCAUGCAACAGGGUCAUGAUAAAGUAGUAGCCGUUCUAUUGGAAAAUGAUACUCGCGGUAAAGUUCGAUUACCUGCCCUCCACAUCGCUGCUAAGAAGGAUGAUUGUAAUGCGGCUGCCCUACUUUUGCAAAACGACCAUAAUCCCGACGUAACUUCGAAAAGCGGUUUUACACCACUUCACAUAGCCGCACAUUAUGGCAACGAUCGAAUUGCUUCCUUACUUUAUGAUAGAGGUGCGGAUGUAAAUUUUGCUGCUAAACACAAUAUUACGCCGAUUCAUGUAGCUGCAAAAUGGGGAAAAAUUAAAAUGGUAAAUCUUCUGAUAAGUAAAAGAGCAAAUAUCGAAGCAAAAACGAGAGAUGGCCUUACUCCUCUUCAUUGUGCAGCAAGAUCAGGUCAUCAUGAGGUUGUUGAUAUUCUUAUUGAAAGAGGAGCACCCAUUGGCUCGAAGACAAAGAAUGGUCUUGCACCAUUACACAUGGCUGCUCAAGGGGAUCAUGUAGAUGCCGCAAGGGUUCUACUUUAUCAUCGUGCACCUGUGGAUGAAGUAACAGUAGAUUAUUUGACAGCAUUGCAUGUGGCAGCUCAUUGCGGUCACGUAAGAGUGGCCAAACUUUUACUUGAUAGAAAUGCAGAUCCUAAUGCACGUGCACUCAAUGGUUUCACACCUUUACACAUUGCGUGUAAGAAGAACAGAAUCAAAGUAGUUGAACUUCUCUUAAAACAUAAAGCUAGUAUCGAAGCCACUACGGAGUCCGGAUUAACUCCGCUGCAUGUAGCAAGUUUUAUGGGAUGUAUGAACAUCGUCAUUUACUUGCUGCAACACGAAGCUAGUCCAGACAUACCGACAGUAAGAGGCGAAACGCCGUUACAUUUAGCUGCCAGAGCAAAUCAGACUGAUAUUAUCAGAAUACUUCUUAGGAACGGUGCUCAAGUUGACGCUAGAGCAAGGGAGGAACAAACGCCGCUUCACGUUGCUUCCCGCUUAGGCAAUGUUGACAUUGUAAUGUUGCUAUUACAACACGGUGCUGGAGUUGAUGCCACAACGAAAGAUUUGUACACUCCACUUCAUAUCGCAGCUAAGGAGGGUCAAGAAGAGGUUGCUUCAGUUUUAUUAGAAAAUGGAGCAUCACUUACUGCUACGACUAAGAAAGGUUUUACCCCUUUGCAUUUGGCAGCUAAAUACGGCAAUAUGAAUGUAGCGAGGUUGUUACUACAGAAAAAUGCACCGGUUGAUGCUCAAGGAAAGAACGGAGUAACUCCUCUUCACGUAGCAUCGCAUUAUGACCAUCAGAAUGUAGCGUUACUUCUAUUAGAUAAGGGUGCUUCGCCACAUGCUAUGGCUAAAAAUGGCCACACGCCUUUACAUAUUGCAGCACGAAAAAAUCAGAUGGAUAUUGCAACUACAUUACUAGAAUAUGGCGCGAAAGCGAAUGCAGAAUCAAAAGCAGGAUUUACGCCGCUACAUUUAAGUGCACAAGAAGGACACACCGAUAUGUCAACUUUACUUAUCGAACACAAGGCAGACACAAAUCAUAAAGCGAAGAAUGGUCUUACGCCGUUACACUUAUGCGCACAAGAGGAUAAAGUCAACGUUGCUUCUAUUCUCGUAAAGAAUGGUGCUCAGAUUGAUGUUAAAACAAAGGCUGGUUACACACCAUUGCACGUUGCAGCUCAUUUUGGUCAAGCAGCAAUGGUACGAUUCCUUUUGCGGUCUGGUGCCACUGUUGAUAACAGUACCAAUGCUGGUUAUACGCCGUUACAUCAAGCUGCACAGCAGGGCCACACGCUGGUUAUUAAUUUACUGUUAGAAAGUAAAGCUAAGCCAAAUGCUGUAACCAAUAAUGGACAAACCGCUUUAGAUAUUGCACAAAAACUUGGCUAUAUCAGUGUCAUCGAAACUCUAAAGGUUGUAACAGAAACUAUCAUUACUACGACACAUACUAUCACUAUUGAAGAAAAAUAUAGAGUACAAGCACCUGAAUCCAUGCAAGAAACGUUCAUGAGCGACAGUGAAGAUGAAGGUGGUGGUGAUGAAAUCGGCAUAGCAGCCAUGAAUGUGUACGGGCAGCCUCCACACGCGCAACACGUGUACCUUCCUUCUUACUACCAGGGCCAAAUGACCUAUACCCGUGAAGAUCCAAUGCUCAGCGACCAACAUCAAUACCGUUACAUGACUGUUGAUGAUAUGAAAUCUAUGGGAGACGACUCCAUGCGUGUCAAUGUGACGGAUGAUGAGAGAGAUAAUCGACAUGCUGGAGCUCCCACAAUAACAGAAAUGAUCACCAAGGAAAAUUAUCAACGUUCUAAUGCCGCAAAUCUCAAGCCAGACAAUAUAGAUAUCAAUAGGCAUCCGGUUCACGUUGGUGCCUCUAUAGAGUUCCUAAUUACAUCGCUGGCUGCUCUCGGUACCGUGUCAAAAGGACAAGGAAUGUGGAGGGACAGCUUCCUGGUUUCUUUCCUGGUCGACGCGAGAGGUGGUGCAAUGCGGGGAUGUAGACACAGUGGAGUUCGGGUUAUCGUACCUCCACGUAAAGCAGCAAUGCCGAUGCGAGUAACUUGCAGAUACCUAAGGAGAGAUAAAUUGACCAAUCCGCCUCCUUUAAUGGAAGGCGAGGCUUUGGCCAGUCGUAUUUUGGAACUUGGACCAGUCGGUGCUAAAUUUUUAGGACCCGUCAUCAUAGAGGUGCCACAUUUUGCAUCAUUAAGAGGGAAGGAACGAGAAAUAGUUAUCUUACGUUCCGAUAAUGGAGAAACUUGGCGCGAACACACCCUGGAGGCUAGCGAGGAGGCUGUACAGGAUGUUCUCAAUGAGAGCUUUGAAGGAGAAGAAUUAAGCCAGCUAGAAGAUCUCCAAACGUCGCGCAUCGUAAGGAUACUUACUGCUGAUUUUCCACAUUAUUUCGCGGUUGUCUCUCGUAUAAGGCAAGAAGUACAUGCGGUUGGGCCAGAAGGUGGUACUGUAUCUUCGUCAGCCGUUCCUCAGGUUCAAGCUGUCUUCCCACCUGCAGCUUUAACCAAGAAGAUUAGGGUUGGCUUACAGGCCCAUCCAAUACCAGCUGAACUAGUAGCAAAACUACUAGGUAAUCGAGUCGCAGUAUCGCCCAUAGUAACGGUAGAACCACGACGACGAAAGUUCCAUAAGCCCAUAACUUUAACCAUACCGGUACCACAAGCAGCUAAUAAAGGCAUGAUUAACCAAUACUCGGGGGAUGCACCGACUCUAAGGCUCCUGUGCAGCAUAACUGGAAUAUCGAUACUGAAGGGUCGAGGAAGAUCUCGUCUAUCGAGGGGUCAGUCUCGGGCAGUCUGGGAGGAUGUCACAGGUUCGACACCAUUGACUUUCGUCAAGGAUUGUGUCUCUUUUACUACCACGGUAUCUGCUCGGUUUUGGCUAAUGGACUGCCGAAAUAUUUCGGAAGCGACAAAAAUGGCAACAGAAUUGUAUACUCAUGCUACCCAUGUACCAUUUAUGGCUAAAUUUGUAGUCUUCGCAAAACGUAUAGAUCCUUUGGAGGCCAGGAUACGCGUAUUUUGUAUGACUGAUGAUAAAGAGGAUAAAACUCUUGAACAUCAAGAGCAUUUUACAGAAGUUGCGAAGAGUAGAGAUGUUGAAGUGUUAGAAGGCAAAACUCAAUACAUGGAAUUUACGGGUAAUCUUGUACCAGUAUUAAAAAGUGGCGAACAGCUUCAAUUGCCAUUCAGAGCGUUUAAAGAAAAUAGAGUACCGUUUACUGCGCGGAUAAAAGAUCCAGAUGCGGCAGAUAUGAUGGGUCGAAUAAUGUUUAUGAGCGAGCCUAAGGUUCCUAAAGGCGAGGUGCCACAAACACCAAUAUGUACAUUGAAUAUUUUGUUACCUGAAAAGAUUUCUCCUGAACCUGCGGUUUCAGAAUUGGAUUUACUUGAAUUAUCGAAAAAUUACAGUUUUCUACGCGAUGGUGGAAUCAGUCGGCCAGAUGCUAUACAUAGAGCAACUAUACGUUUAAGGGAUAUAGCAAAUUUACUAGGCAAAGAUUGGGAACAAUUAGCAGAAGAACUUAAUAUUGCUCCGAACGAUGUGUCUUUGAUAAAACAGGAAUAUCCUGAUAAACCAGCUCAACAAGCGGCAGCAAUGUUCAAACUCUGGCAAAGUAAUGGAAAUAAAGCAACGGGUAAUACCUUAGAAAAGGCGCUCAAUAAGAUUGGCCGAGAAGAUAUUGUUAACAAAUGUAUAUUUAACGUAGAACUUGUUACUGAUGAUGUCGAAAAAGCAGUUGCAAGGGUUCAAUUAGAUCAGCCAGGUUUUGACUCCUUAAAAGAAGAAUUAGGACCUUCGAGGGACACAUCUCUUCGACGUGAUGCAACUAUGGAUCCAAAAAUGGAUCCUGAUUAUGAGGAACCAGAUAGAAUGAAGGAAUCUGAAUCCGUAGAAGAGCUUAGUAACACUGGUCGUUUGCAGGAUAAACGAUCCAAGCAGCAUGUCACAAUCGCAAAUGGCACUGUAUUCAACGGAACCUCGACACCCAUCAAAGAUAAAUAUGCAAGUGAUGAGAAAGAAUUGGGAGAUAUGAUGGCUGAUUUCAUUGAACAUAAAUGUCACGUUACCGACACGAUGAGUAAAAAAUCACGCGACGAGCUCGACGACGAAGAAAAAAAGCGACAAAGGGUGAUUGCUGACGCUAAUAAAAUAGUUUCUGGUGUAAUAGCAGAGGCAGAGAAAGAAAAGGAGAAGUUAGCGAAGGAAGGGUGGUCGGUGGUUUAUGAUGAUAUGCGGGACAGUGAGAAGGUGAGAGGUGCUGUAGGGCAAUCUUCAUUUAAUAAAGAGAUAGCUAAAAGUUCAGAUCAAUUUAGGGAUGCAGAGUUAGGUAUAAUUCUACAACCAAAAGUUAGAGAUGAUGUAGAGCCUCUUAUAAUUAAACAAGAAAGGGCACAUGGCGGGAAAAAGGAUCCAAAGAAGCAAAUUUCUUUCCCGAAACAAACAGGCAUUUUAAAGAAGGAUUUAGUAGUAGAACAACCAGUUGUUAGGGAGAUUAGCAUUGUAAAAGAUAUUAAACCCACAGUAGUUACUAUAACUUCCACAGAUUCUAUUACUUUACCUCAUAGUAAAGUAGAAGUUAGUGAAAAAGAGAAGAUGUCUAAGGAAGGUAAAGAUGUAGAUGAGAAGUUGUUACAAGGUGAUAUGACAUCUCAACCUAUGAAAGACUCCGAUAAAAAGAUUAAAAUGACAGAAAUAAAAACGAAUAUUGGAACGGAUGUUCCAACGAAGAGCCAAGUGGAACAGGACGGGACAUCAAUUACCGAUAAGCGUCAUUCCGCGUAUAAAGAUGUAUAUGAUGCUCAAUAUCCCGUAAAGAAUCUCGACGAAGGAACAACUGAUACAUCAAAAAAGGUGAAAGAUAAAAGCAGUGGUAUAUUUUCGGGUAUUUUUAAAGGUCCUAAGUUAAAGAAGGGUAAAUCCAAAGAUUCGAAAGAGACAUCUUUUGACAGCGGAGAUGAGGAAAGCAAAAUUACUUCGGUUUCCGACACAGUAUCAAAACCUGUAAGUAUAUCUCACGAUAAAGGUCCUUCGCCACAAAAAGAUUCAGAAACUAUCCUAUCUGAUAUAAAACUUACAACUAUAAAUUUAUUGGAGGAUGCUAAGAAUACUGCUGCUCUCUUACAUGCACCAACAGAAUCUAAUGAAAAAAAUGGAUUAGUAACAAUUCCUGUAGAAGAUAAAAAGAGCAAAUCAUCGAUCGAAGCUCAUACUAAGCCUCAAGUAGUACACGAAGUAAAAGAAAAAAUUACGACCGUAGGAAUCAAAAAAGAACAUAUUAACGGAACAACAACGAUCCAAUCAAACCAGACAAUAGACUCUCUUAAUGGCACAGGGAAAAAUGUAGAGCGAGAAGAUAAUCAAAAUCUUGAAAUAAUGUCAAAGAGUAGUCCAACUAAACAAGAAAAUGUUCAAAAAUCUGACUUAAAAGAAUCACCAAAGAAAGAAGAUAAAGAUGAUAGCGAUGCAGGUACAACUGGUAAAGAACGUGGUGGUAUAUUUGGAAUAUUUAAAAGUCCGAAAUCGAAAGAAAAAAAAACGAGUAAAAUAAAAGAUUCAUCUCUAGAUUAUAGUGACGAAGAACUUAAAUCCACUACAGAAAAAUUCCUUGAAGAAACACGUAAAGUUGCCGGCGAGGAUGUAAUUCACGUAGGUUACAAGACAGAGGAUACAAAACCUAUUGCUACAAGUCCAAUAACUACGCUUAGUGCUGCUACUUACGAUAGCUCUGAUGUACCAGUAGACAAAGUUAGUAAACAUUCGUACGAUGUAACGGGUAAAUAUAAAUUGGAACCAACUCUACCAGCAGAUAAGAAAUCUGAUAAAGAAACUGCAGAAGAAAGUAAAGAAAAGGGUAAUUUCUUUGGUAUAUUCAAAAGUCCUAAACCAAAAUCUAAGAAAGGGACAAGAGAUCGUAGUAUUUCGAAAGAGAGAUCAUUUGAUAGCACAGAUGAAGAUUCCUAUAAUGCAGAUGUAAAAUAUACUGAACAUUUAAGUAAAUCAUCGAUUCAAAAAGAAGAAGAAAGCCAGGAAUCAGGAUCAGGAGAUGAGGGAACUAAAGAAAAAAGCGGUGGUAUUUUCGGAAUGUUUAGAAGUCCCAGAUUGCAACGUGGUUCUCGAAGUAAAUCUAAAGAAAAAAGUUUACCUCCUGAAAUACCACAAAGUGAUUCGAAAGAAACAACAGCCAAAUUCCUAGAGGAUACGCGCAAUACUGCCGAAAUGAUCGGUAGUUAUCAACAAUCACCUUUGAUUUCAUCACAAAAUCAAGAAGAUUCGACUAAAGAAAAAACUCCACCUAUAGAAAAAGCACCUAUUGAUAUCGCAGCUCAGAGAGUUGUAAAUGGUGUAAAAGAUGUGAAAGAUGCUGUAGCGAAAGAACUGAAAGAAGAUAGUAAAGCUGUAAAGAGUGCACUCGCUGUUAGUACUGGUGCUGUUGUGGAUGGUGCCCAAUCAGUAAAAGAUAAAGCUACGAAAGAAACUAAAAAAGCAAAAGAUAAAACGUCUGGAUUUUUCUCGGGUAUAUUCAAGGGAACUAAACAUACAGCUGAAGACAUUUCCGAUGAUGUUAAAGAUUUCGUAGCAGAAACAAAAACUGAAGCUGCCAAAGAAGAGGCUCGUGCAAAAGAAGCAGCUGCACAAGCUGUAAAAACUACCGAUGAUACAAAAACUAAACUUGCAGCUGGUGUUAAAGAUUUAAAAGAUAAGACAGUAGCAGGAGUGCAAGAUGCUAAGGAGAAAACAGCUGUUAGUGUUAAAGAUGGAAAAGAUAAGACAGUAACUAUAACGCAAGAUAUCAAGGAAAAAGUAGUAACUGUCACUAAAGAUACAAAGGACAAAGUAGUAAUUGGAGCACAGGAUCUCGCCGAAAAAACAGCAGCUGGUGUAAAGGAUGCAAAAGACAAAACAGUAGAAGGAGCCCAGGACUUUACGAAGAAAACAGCAGCUGGUGUAAAAGAUAUCAAAGAUAAAACUGCUUCAGUGGUUACAGACGUAAAAGACAAAAUUGUGCUUGAUGGUAAAAUAGCUGCUGAUAAAAUAGAAACCAAAACUCUUAAAGUUGCAGAUGGUGUGAAGGAUGCAAAAGAUAGUGCAACAAAAGAAUUAAAAGAAGAUGCUGAAGUUGUAAAAGGAGCACUUACUACUGGUGCUACUGCUAUUGUAGAUGGUGCUCAAUCAACGAAAGAUAAAACUAUAAAAGAAACUAAAAAAGCUAAAGAUAAAACAUCUGGGUUUUUCUCAGGCAUAUUUAAGGGAGCUAAGCAUGCGGUAGAAGAUAUUUCUGACGAAGUUAAAGAGUUCUUAGAAGAAACUAAAAUCGAAGCUGAAGAAGAAGAGGCACGUGCUAAAGAAACUGCUUCACGAGCUGCUAAAUCUGCAGAUGAUGUAAAAGAUAAAACUGUAACUGUGGUUAAAGACCUGAAGGAUAAAACAGUAGCAGAAGCAGAAGAUGUGAAAAAGAAGGUAGUAAUUGGUGCAAAAGAUGUAAAAGAAAAAACGGUGGAAGGGGUACAAGAUGUCACAAAGAAGACAGUAGCUGGCGUAAAGGAUGCCAAAGAUAAAUCAGCCGAUGUAGCAGUAGAUGCAGGUGACAAAAUAAUUUCUAAUGGAAAAAAAGCAAUUGAUAAAGUAGAAACUGUAGCACAUGGAGUUGCGGAAAAAGCAAAUGAUGCAAAGGAUAAUGUAGCAAAAGAAUUAAAAGAAGAUGCCGCAGUUGUAAAGGGUACACUUUCCAGUUCUGCUGAUGCUGUCGUAGAUGGUACGCAAUCAGCGAAAGAUAAAGCUGACAAGGAAAGUAAAAAAGCUAAAGAAAAAGCAUCUGGAUUUUUCUCGGGUAUUUUUAAGGGUGCUAAGCAAACAGUUGACGAUGCUUCUGAAGAUGUAAAAGAGUUCUUGGACAAAACAAAAGCCGAAGCUGCAGAAGAAAAAGCACGUGCUAAAGAAGCUGCUUCACGAGCUGCUAAAUCGGUGGAUGAUGUAAAAGAUAAAACUGUUGCUGGAGUUAAAGACCUUAAAGACAAAACAGUAACAGGAGUGCAAGACGUGAAGGAAAAGACAGUAACAGGCAUGAAAGAUGCAAAAGAUAAAACUGUAGGAGCAACGGAAGAUGUUAAAGAGAAAAUAGCAAUCGGCGUAAAAGAUGCUAAAGAGAAAGUAGUAACUGAAGCACAUGAUAUUACAGAGAAGGCAGUAAUUGGCGCAAAGGAUGCAAAAGAAAAAGCAGUGGAAGGAGUACAAGAUGUUACAAAUAAGACAGUAAUUGGCGUAAAAGAUGUCAAAGAUAAAGCAGCCGAUGUAACAGCAGAUGCAGGCGACAAAAUAAUUUCUGGUGGAAAAAAAGCAGUUGAUAAAGUAGAAACAGCAGCACAUGGGGUUGCGGAAAAAGCAAAAGAUGCAAAAAAUAAUGUGACAAAAGAAUUAAGAGAAGAUGCUGCAGUUGUAAAGGGUGCUAUUGUAGAUGGUUCGCAGUCAACGAAAGAUAAAGCAGACAAAGAAAGUAAAAAAGCUAAAGAAAAAGCAUCUGGAUUUUUUUCGGGUAUUUUUAAAGGUGCUAAGCAAACAGUUGACGAUGCUUCUGAAGAUGUAAAAGAGUUCUUGGACAAAACAAAAGCCGAAGCUGCAGAAGAAAAAGCACGUGCUAAAGAAGCUGCUUCACGAGCUGCUAAAUCGGUAGAUGAUGUAAAAGAUAAAACUGUUGCUGGAGUUAAAGACCUGAAGGACAAAACAGUAGCAGGAGUGCAAGAUGUGAAAGAAAAGACAGUAGUUGGUGUGAAAGAUGCAAAAGAUAAAACUGUAGGAGCAACAGAAGAUGUUAAAGAGAAAAUAGCAAUCGGCGUAAAAGAUGUUAAAGAAAAAGUAGUUACUGAAGCACAUGAUAUUACACAGAAGGCAGUAAUUGGCGCAAAAGAUGCAAAAGAAAAAGCGGUGGAAGGAGUACAAGAUGUUACAAAGAAGACAGUAACUGGCGUAAAGGAUGCUAAAGAUAAAGCAGCCGAUGUAGCAGCAGAUGCAGGUGACAAAAUAAUUUCUGGUGGAAAAAAAGCAGUUGAUAUAGUAGAAAGUACAGCACAUGGAGUUACAGAAAAAGCAAAAGAUGCAAAGGAUAAUGCAGCAAAAGAAUUAAGAGAAGAUGCCGCAGUUGUAAAGGGUACACUUUCCAGUUCUGCUGAUGCUGUCGUAAAUGGUGCGCAAUCAGCGAAAGAUAAAGCUGACAAAGAAAGUAAAAAAGCUAAAGAAAAAGCAUCUGGAUUUUUCUCGGGUAUUUUUAAGGGUGCUAAGCAAACGGUUGACGAUGCUUCUGAAGAUGUAAAAGAGUUCUUGGACAAAACAAAAGCCGAAGCUGCAGAAGAAAAAGCACGUGCUAAAGAAGCUGCUUCACGAACUGCUAAAUCUGUAGAAGAUGCAAAAGAUAAAACUGUUGCUGGAGUUAAAGACCUGAAGGACAAAACAGUAGCAGGAGUGCAAGAUGUGAAAGAAAAGACAGUAGUUGGUGUGAAAGAUGCAAAAGAUAAAACUGUAGGAGCAACAGAAGAUGUUAAAGAGAAAAUAGCAAUCGGCGUAAAAGAUGCUAAAGAGAAAGUAGUAACUGAAGCACAUGAUAUUACACAGAAGGCAGUAAUUGGCGCAAAGGAUGCAAAAGAAAAAACAGUGGAAGGAGUACAAGAUGUUCGAAAGAAGACAGUAGCUGGCGUAAAAGAUGUCAAAGAUAAAGCAGCCGAUGUAGCAGCAGACGCAGGCGACAAAAUAAUUUCUGGUGGAAAAAAAGCAGUUGAUAAAGUAGAAACUGCGGCCCAUGGGGUUGCGGAAAAAGCAAAAGAUGCAAAGAAUGAUGUAGCGAAAGAAUUAAAAGAAGAUGCCACAAUUGUAAAGGGUGCACUUUCCAGUUCUGUUGAUGCUGUAGUAGAUGGUACACAGUCAGCGAAAGAUAAAGCUGAUAAAGAAACGAAAAAAGCUAAAGAAAAAGCAUCUGGAUUUUUCUCGGGCAUUUUUAAAGGUGCUAAACAUACAGUUGAUGAUAUUUCUGAAGAUUUCAAAGAGUUUUUGGACAAGACAAAAGCCGAAGCCGUGGAAGACGAGGCACGUGCUAAAGAAGCUGCUUUACGAGCUACUAAAUCUGUUGAUGAUACAAAAGAUAAAACUGUUACCGGUGUCAAAGAUAUAAAAGACAAGACAUUAGCAGGAGUAGAAGUCGUUAAACAGAAGACAGUAGCUGAUGCUAAGGAUGCAAAAGAUAAAAUUGUUGCUACAACCCAAGACGCUAAAGAAAAUAUAGUAUCAAGCACUAAAGAUGCCAAAAACAAAGCAAUAAGUGGAGUGCACGAUAUUACAGAUAAAUCAGUAAGAAGUGUAGAAGAUGUAAAAGAUAAAACAGUAGAAGGAAUAAAGGAUAUCACCGAGAAAACUGCAGCUGACGUAAAAGAUAUCAAAAAUAAAGCAGUUGCGGCAGUAUCAGACACAGAAGAAGAAGUUAUUUCUGGUGGGAAAAAAGUAACAUAUAAAAUAGAAACCACUACUCACAGAGUUACAGAAGGUGCAAAGGAUGCUAAAGACACUGUAGCAAAAGAACUGAAGGAUGACGCUGAAGUAGUCAAAAAUUUAUUUAGCACCAGUGCUGGUGCUGUUGUAGAUGAAGUACAAUCCGCGAAAGAUAAAGCUGACAAGGAAAGUAAAAAAGCUAAAGAAAAAGCAUCUGGAUUUUUUUCGGGUAUUUUUAAAGGUGCUAAGCAAACAGUUGACGAUGCUUCUGAAGAUGUAAAAGAGUUCUUGGACAAAACAAAAGCCGAAGCUGCAGAAGAAAAAGCACGUGCUAAAGAAGCUGCUUCACGAACUGCUAAAUCUGUAGAAGAUGCAAAAGAUAAAACUGUUGCUGGAGUUAAAGACCUGAAGGACAAAACAGUAGCAGGAGUGCAAGAUGUGAAAGAAAAGGCAGUAGUUGGUGUGAAAGAUGCAAAAGAUAAAACUGUAGGAGCAACAGAAGAUGUUAAAGAGAAAAUAGCAAUCGGCGUAAAAGAUGCUAAAGAGAAAGUAGUAACUGAAGCACAUGAUAUUACACAGAAGGCAGUAAUUGGCGCAAAGGAUGCAAAAGAAAAAACAGUGGAAGGAGUACAAGAUGUUCGAAAGAAGACAGUAGCUGGCGUAAAAGAUGUCAAAGAUAAAGCAGCCGAUGUAGCAGCAGACGCAGGCGACAAAAUAAUAUCUGGUGGAAAAAAAGCAGUUGAUAAAGUAGAAACUGCAGCACAUGGAGUUACGGAAAAAGCAAAAGAUGCAAAGGAUAAUGUAGCAAAAGAAUUAAAAGAAGAUGCUGCAGUUGUAAAGGAUGUAGUUUCUAGUGGUGUUGAUGCUGUUGCACACGGUGCACAAUCAGUAAAAGAAAAGACUGCAAAAGAAACUAAAAAAGCUAAGGAGAAAACAUCUGGAUUUUUCUCAGGUAUUUUUAAGGGAGCUAAGCAUACAGUUGAUGAUGUUGCUGAAGAUGUUAAAGAGUUUUUGGAUAAAACAAAAGCAGAAGCUGCUGAAGAAGAGGCACAUGCUAGAGAGGCUGCUUCCAAAGCUGUUACAUCUGUAGAAGAUGCAAAAGACAGGAUUACUACUGAUGUCAAAGAUGUAAAAGAUAAAACAAUAGCAGAAAUGCAAGAUGCUAAAGAGAAGACAGUAGCUGCUGUUAAAGAUGCAAAGGAGAAAACUGUUGUAACAACCCAAGAUGUCAAAGAAAAAAUAGUGUCUAGUACUAAAGAUGCUAAAGGUAAAAUAGUAGAUGGUGUACAUGAUAUUACGGAGAAAGCAGAAGCUGAUAUAAAAGACGUGGCAGACAAAACAGUAGAAGGAGCUAUCGAUCUAAACAAGAAAACUGCAACUGAGGUAAAUGAUAUGAAAGAUAAAGUUGCUUCAUCAGCAACGGGCGCAAGGGAUCAAAUUGUUUCAGAUGGUAAGAAAGCUACUGGUAAAAUAGAAAUAGCCGCACAUGGAUUUGUAAAUGGUGCACAAGAUACGAAAGAUACCAUAGCAAAAGAAUUAAAAGAAGAUAUGAAAGUAGUGAAAGGUGCAGUUACCAGUGGUGCUGAUGCUAUUGUGGACAGUACUAAAACACAAAAGGAUAAAGCUACGAAAGAAACAAAGAAAACUAAGGACAAAGCAACUGGAUUCUUCUCGGGCAUAUUAAAGGGAGCUAAGCACGCUGUUGAAGAUGUCUCUGAAGAUAUUAAGGAAUUCUUUGAAGAAACAAAGGCCGAAGCUGCCGAAGAGGAAGCGCGUGCUAAGGAAGCUGCCUCACGAGCAGCGAAAUCUGUUGAUGAUGCAAAGAAUAAAGCUGUUGCUGAUGUUAAACAUGUAAAAGAUAAAAUGGUAGUAGAAGUGCAAGAUGCGAAAUAUAAAACAGUAGCUAGUGCAAAAGAUGCAACAGAUAAAACCUUAGUUGCAAUGCAAGAUAUGAAAAAUAAAACACAAGAAGAAGUUCAAGAUAUGACAAAGAAAAUAGUAGCAAACGUUACAGAUGAAAAAGAUAAAGCAACUUAUGUAGCUGCGGAAGUAGGCGACAAAGUGAUCUCUGGUGGAAAGAAAGCUGUUGAUAAAGUAGAAACUGCAGCACAUGGGGUUGCGGAAAAAGCAAAAGAUACAAAGGAUGAUGUAGCAAAAGAAUUAAAAGAAGAUGCCGCAGUUGUAAAGAGUGCACUUUCCACUAGUGUUGACACCGUUGUAGAUGGAGCCCAAUCAGCGAAAGAUAAAGCUGAGAAAGAAACGAAAAAAGCUAAAGAAAAAGCAUCUGGAUUUUUCUCGGGUAUUUUUAAAGGUGCUAAGCAUACAGUCGAUGAUGCUUCAGAAGAUUUAAAAGAAUUCUUGGAUAAAACAAAAGCGGAAGCUGCGGAAGAAAGAGCACGUGCUAAAGAAGCUGCCUCACAAGCUGCUAAAUCGGCGGAUGAUGUAAAAGAUAAAACUCUUGCUGAUGUUAAAGAUUUGAAAGACAAAACAGUAGCAGGAGUAGAAGAUGUAAAAGAAAAAACAGUAGCUGUUGUUACAGAUGCAAAAGAUAUAACUGCUACUACAACACUUGACAUCAAAGAAAAAAUUGUAUCUAGCACUAAAGAUGCAAAAGACAAAGCAGUAAUGGAAGGAAAGGAUAUUACCGAGAAAGCAGUAGCUGGUGUAAAGGAUGCUAAAGACAAAACAGUGGAAAGAGCCCAUAUUCUUACAGAGACAACAGAAGCUGGAUUAAUAGAUAUAAAAAAUAAAGCUUCUGCGGUAGCUGCAAAUGUAGGAGAUAAAAUUAUAUCUGGUGGAAAAAAAGCAACUGAUAAAGUAGAAAUCACAGCUCACGUAGUUGCGGAUGAUGCGAAACACGCGAAGGAAGCUGUAGCUAAAGAAUUGAAAAAAGAUGCUGAAGUUAUGAAAGGUUCUUUAGUUUCCGCUGCUGAUGCUGCAGCGGAUAGCGCCCGGUCAGCAAAAGAAAAAACUGCAAAAGAAACGAAAAAAGCAAAAGAUAAAACAUCUGGAUUUUUUUCGGGUAUAAUUAAGGGAGCUAAACAUGCAGUUGAAGAUGUUUCCGAAGAUGUUAAAGAAUUCUUAGAAGAGACGAAAGCUGAAGCUAUAGAAGAAGAGGCGCGUGCUAAAGAUGCUGCAUCACGUACCGCUAAAUCUGUAGAUGAUGCAAAGAAUAAGACCGCUGCUGGAAUUAAAGACAUUAAAGACAAAACAGUAAUUGGAUUACGAGAUGCGAAAGACAAGACAGUAGCUGUUGUUAAAGACGCAAAGGAUAAAACUGUUGCUAAAACACAAGACGUUAAAGAGAAGUUAGUAACCAGUAUAAAAGAUUCAAAAGAAAAAACAGUUAAUGGAUCACAAGAUGUUACAGAGAAAGUCAUAGCUGGUGUGGAGGAUGUAAAAGAUAAAGUUGCUUCUUCAGGUGCGGAUGUAAAAGGCAAAAUUGUUUCGGGUGGAAAAGUAGCUGCUGAUAAAGUAAAAACCACAGCUCAUGGAGUUGAAGAUGAUGCGAAGAAUGCAAAAGAUGCUGUAGCAAAAGAACUAAAGGAAGAUACUGAAAUUGUAAAGGGAACGCUUACCACUGGUGCUACUGCUGUUGUAGACGGCGCUCAAUCAGCAAAAGAUAAAGCUGCAAAAGAAACUAAAAAGGCUAAAGAAAAAACGUCUGGAUUUUUUUCCGGUAUACUCAAGGGAGCUAAACAUGCAGUAGAAGAUGUCUCUGAUGAUUUUAAAGAGUUCUUAGAAGAAACGAAAGCUGAAGCUGCCGAAGAAGAGGCACGUGCUAAAGACGCAACAUCACGAGUUACAAAAUCUGUAGAUAAUGCAAAGGACAAAGCCACUACUGGUGUCAAAGAUCUAACAAAUAAAACAAUAGCAGAAGUGCAAGAUACAAAAGAGAAAACAGCUGCUAGUGUGAAAGAUGUAAAAGAUAAAACUGUAGGCGCAACGCAGGAUGUCAAAGAGAAAAUAGUGUCUGGUACUAAAGAUGCUAAAGAUAAAAUAAUAAUUGGCGCACAAGAUAUUACUGAAAAGGCAGUUACUAGCGUUAAGGAUUCUAAAGACAAAGCAUUAACAGAUGCCCAAGAUUUUACUGAAAAAACAGUAACUGGCAUAAAGGACAUAAAAGAUAAAGCUUCUACGAUAGCUACAGAUGCAGGAGACAAAAUAUUAUCGAGUGGAAAAAUAGUAGCUGAUAAAGUAGCAAUCACAGCUCAUGGAGUUUCGGAAGAGGCGAAGGAUACCAAGGAUGCUGUUGCAAAAGAAUUAACAGAAGAUACUGCAGUUGUAAAGAGCGCACUUUCCACUAGUGUUGAUGCUGUUGCUGAUGGUGCCCAAUCAGCGAAAGAAAAAGCUGCGAAAGAAACUAAAAAAGCUAAAGAAAAAACAUCUGGAUUUUUCUCAGGUAUUUUUAAAGGAGCUAAACACACAGUUGAUGAUGUUUCGGAAGAUGUUAAGGAAUUUUUGGAUAAGACGAAAGCUGAAGCUGCGGAAGAAGAGUCACGUGCUAGAGAAGCUGCUUCACGAGCUGCUAAAUCUAUAGAUGAAGCGAAAGACAGGAUUACUACUGAUGUCAAAGAUGUAAAAGAUAAAACAGUAGCAGGAGCACAAGAUGCUAAGGAAAAGACAGUAGCUGUUGUUAAAGAUGCAAAAGAUAGAACUAUUGCUACAACCCAAGCUGUCAAAGAAAAUAUAGUGGCUAGCACUAAAGAUGUUAAAGACAAAGUAGUAGGUGGAACUCGUGAUAUUACGGAAAAAACAGUAAUUGGUGUAAAGGAUGCAAAAGAUAAAACCGUGGAAGGAGUCCAAGAUCUUACAAAAAGGACAACAGCUGGCGUUAAGGAUGUCAAAGAUAAAGCUGCUCUUACAGUUUCAGAUGCAAGAGAUAAAAUUGUUUCUGGUGGAGAGAAAGCUGCUGAUAAAAUUGAAAUCACAGCUCGUGGAGUUAUGGAUGGUUCGAAAGAUACUAUAGGGAAAAAACUUAAAGAAGAUGCAGAAGUUGUAAAGGGUUCAUUAGUUUCCGCUGCUGAUGUUGUUGCGGAUGACACUCAGUCAGCAAAAGAUAAAACUGUAAAAGAAACUAAAAAAGCAAAAGACAAAGCAUCUGGAUUUUUUUCAGGUAUAAUUAAGGGAGCUAAGCAUGUAGUUGAAGAUGUUUCUGAAGAUGUUAAAGAAUUCUUAGAAGAAACGAAAGCUGAAGCUGCCGAAGAAGAAGCACGUGCUAAGGAAGCUGCUGCACGUGCGGCUAAGACUGUAGAUGACGCAAAGGAGAAGACUGUUACAGGCGUAAAAGAUCUAGAGCAAAAAGCAGUGUCAGGAGUACACGAUGUUAAACAAAAGAUCGUCUCCAGUGUUACAGAUGCAAAAGAUAAAAGUUCUGCUAAAAUAGAGGGCAUUAAUAAGAAGAUUACUACAGGUACGGCUGAUGCUACAGUUAUUGCAGUAGAAGGUACACAGUUUGUUGCCGAACAAGCUGUUGGUGGGAUGAAAGAUACGAAGGAUAAAUCUAUCGCUACAGUUAAAGAUAUUAAAGCAAAAACUGAAUCAAAAGUAUCUGAUAUCACACAGAGUGCAGACAACGUUACAGUUUCUACAGGUGAAAAAAUUUUCUCUACUGGAAAGCAAAUAUCUGAUAAGAUAGAUUUGGCAACUCGUGGACUUGUUGAAGACGCGAAAGAUGCGAAGGGAACAGUUUCCGAAGAAAUAAAAGAAAAAGUACGAUCUAGUAAAGAAACACUUGCAACUGGUAGUAGUGCUAUUGUUGGCGGUACUCAAACAGCAAAAGAAAAAACUUCUAAGGAGGCAAAGAAGAUUAAAGAGAAAGGAUCUGGAUUCCUAUCUGGUAUAUUUAAAAGUGCCAAGCAUGCAAAGGAAGACGUUACUGAUGACGUGAAAGAAUUCUUUGAAGAAACCAAAAACGAAGCUGUAGCCGAAGAGGCGCGAGCUAAAGAAGCUGCAGCACAUUCAGUCAAAGUUGUAAAAGGCUUAAAAGAUAAAACUGUAGAUGUUAUUGACGAUACUAAAACAAGAACAGAGUCCAAAGUAUCUGGCAUUGCACGCAAAAUUACUAGUGUCACUUCUUCUGGAAAUAAUUACCCUCCUAGUGAAUCUGAAGAUAAUCGAAAAAUUAAUGAAAAAUUCGGAGGAAUAACGACCACAGUUAUUAGCAGUGAAAUAAUUUCUCCUACACAAGGAGUUUCUGCACCAUUUUCAGAAGUUUCUACGUUUGGAGUCUAUCCAAAAUCUGAUGUGAAUACAGUUAGUUCCGUUGUUAGCAGCGAUCAGGAUUUGGUAUCACGAGAUAGAUCGAAAAAGAUUUCGCGCAUUCCACAACGUGUUAGUACUUCUCCGGAUGACAGAACUGAACAACUAAGUACAAAUUUGGGUUCAGGUAGAGUAGUUGUGAUAUCUAGUGAAUUAGAGCACCUUGAACCUCACACAAGACAAUCCGUCACCACAGUCGUUACAAAGUCUGUGCGGACGGCAGCAACACCACCACCCAGUCUCGCCGAGUUCACUGACAGUAGAAUCGAAGAUGUAACAGAGGAAGCUGCAAGACGAGCACAAAACCUAGUUCAACAAACAUAUUCUGUGACAAAACCAGGGCAUGAUUCGGCUGAGAUUGAUGGGACUGUAGAGAGGCAUGCUACUUCUGCUCCAACAAAGCAACCUGUUCCCGCCCCACGUCAUUUCACCACCAAGUCGUCCGCCAAAGCCGAUUUUCGUCUAGAUUUUGGAGACGCCUCACGAACAUCACAUGGUCUUAAAAUUAAGAAACCAUUCGAAUGUUCCCCCGAAUCUCCAGAAAAAAGCAGUCCAAAAUCAAAGAUUCCUGUGAAAAUAAAGAAACAGAUCGAAGACGAAGAGAGCGUAAUUAGUAAAACUAUAGAAUCAGAUAUUCGUGGUCGAUCAAAAAUGGAAUCUCAUAUUCCUUUACCAAGAUCAGCCGAUGUAGUACGUAUUACGAAGGAUGAAUUGUUAGGCAAAGAUCAUUCGAUCCGUUCGCAAUCGGAUACUGAUCACCCUAUUGAUAAAGAUAAAGAUAUUGUAGAAACUGAACAUUUGAUGAAGGAAAGCAUCGAAACGAGUGAUACAACCAUAGAUACGUACCCAUCAAAAAUAUUUGAGUCUGAUAAAACUUAUACUACAGUAACAACGAUCGUGUCUUCCUCGGAUCAAGCGAUCGAUCCUGAUAAGUUAAACGAACUUAUGCAAAUGGAUGAAGUUUUGAAGACAGUUAAAACUGUAACUACUUCUACAUUUGAAAUAACAGAUUCAGAAUAUCCUACGGAAAUUGUUAAGAGGAAAACUACUAGAAUCACAGAAGUUUUACCUGAUUUUAAAGGCGUUGGUGUUUACGAAGAUGAACCCAGUAUAGGAUUAAAUGCAAGUAACAGUAAUCAGAGUAUUAAAACGAACGAAGAUGGAACGUUUAUAGAAAGAGUGACUACAAUAAGGCAAUUUACUGGACCUUCUUAUUCGGAAAAAUUAAAUCAAUCGAUGUUAGAAUCGAUGAGAACUGGUGAUGAUCGAUCGGAUGAUCCAUUUUUUUCUUCGGACCUGAAGACAUCGGAAUGCGAGAUUGAUAGAAGUUAUAUGAAAGCAGGAAAAUCAGAAAGCGAUGAACGAGACACAUGGACGCAAGCCGGAGUGGCAGAAUAUUCGUCCAUUAAUAAUUCCGAGCAAUGGGAAACGCAGCUCUCUUUAGACACGUCACCUGGUUCUGGUAAUGGUGAUAUUUAUACAAAGAACGAUAGUUCGCGACAUGAAUUGAACAGCGAUACAGAUAGUGACGGUUCUCCUCGGCCAAGAAGAAGAUCCCCGUGCAAGAGACGUACUUUGGGCAGUUCUAGCGGGUCGGACGUAGCACUGCACGAAGGUGCGGAACUGUCCCCAUUGGAGGACGACCAAGGUACCGCACUCACAGCUAACCUUCUAAAAUCUGACUUUUUGCAACAAAGCGAGCCAACCUUUGUAGAGACAACAACGACCGAAAUGGAUCCCUUAACACAGGAAAGAAUAACAAGAACGGUGCAAGUAGUAACGACAACAACGACGGUACCGAUGGCAGGUGGCAUAGCUGUGACGGACGAUUUGCGGGAAUCAAUGCAGAAAAUAGUUGACCAAUUUAUGACAGAGGAGAGGAAAGGCCAGUGAAGAAUUGAAAGAUGAGAAGCGCGAAAAAGAAUAAAUGAUAAUAAUAACAAUAAUAAUAAUAAUAAAAGAAGAAACAGAUUGUCGUCAAAGGGAUGUAAAAUUCCUCUAAAGGAAUAAUAUUCUCUUUUGCGUUGACCUAACGAAGCAUCUGUUCCGAACAAAGCACCCCAUUAAAACUCAAUAUCCAAUAAAAUAAAGCUCUUCAUUCUCGCGGCGUUCCCCGAGAAAUAAACAAGGCAUAUACUAUGUAUGUAUUGUAAGACGUUAUAUCGUCGCGCCGCUUAUGGCCUACGCUUCGAAUUUGCUUGCCCUUCCGUUAUAUUUCGUUGCCUUAUAUUUUUUUUGUGUUUGAACUGGUAAUUAUUAUUAAUAAUAUAUGUAUGUAUGUAUAUGUCGUUGCUAGUCCGACUAGCUCUCUGCUAGUCUUCACUAUGCCAACCCGUCCACGUACAACGCCUUCUCUCGUGUUGUUCAAAGCAAGAUAAGGAAAUGAAUCGCCUUUAAAUAAAAAGUUUUCAAGGCAAAUCAAAGUAUCGAUCGAACAACAUAAAAAUCAUAUUGAAAUGAAAAAAACGAAACGAUAAUAAAUACGUCUUAUUCGUAGACGUUUAUCUGAAACGAACGAUAUGCCAUGGCGAAAGCGAAUACUAUAUUUAUAGUGUAUAAUGAAAUCUCGAAUAUAUGACGAAAUUAAACGACAGAUUUUACAUUGCGGCUUUGCUAAGUGGUCGCUGGGGAGUCUGCUUUAGCUUUAGAAUGACUGUAAUGUCUAUCUGCGCAAUACAUCGCUUAAUUAGAACAGUAAACUUUUAUUCAUAUUUCCGACAGUGAAUUUCGCAGAUGAUCUUGUUGUCACUUGUCUCAGAAACAAAUUAAGUGCACAAUAAAUUGAAGGAUCGAAGAGUAGUUUUUGAUUCGAUUGACAACGAGAAACGAAUGUUUUUAUUGAUCAAGGCGCAAUAUAAAUGUAACUUAUUUAAAGAAUAUUUCCUAACAAUUUUUAAUUAUAUAUAUAUAUAUAAUAAUUUCUUAGCGUAACUUAUACAAAUGUACUAUUAUACAGUUGUAAUAAUGACAAGAUUAUAACACGAAUAUUUUAUUUAUAUAGCAAAAAAAAAAAAGAGAAGAAAUCAUUGGUAUAAUGUUACAUGCGUAAAUUUUGAAAUGAGAAUAAUGUUGUUGGCAAUCUGUCCAUAUGAAUUGUAUAAAAUAUAAAAAGAAAAGAAACGAGGCAGCACGAUGAUUAUAAAAAAUAUAUUGUUUAAAUUUAUUGAUUUGAAUUCGUCUCAAUACAUAAACAAUGUUAGCUUUCAAUGUACAACACAAUUUAAAAAAAAAAAAGUACAGGAAGAAAUCAUAUGUGUAUUAAAAAGAAAGUUACGAAUAAGACAUUCGAUUCAUGUAUGAUACAUUGAAAGAUAUAUAAUUAUUACAUAUACGAAAUUUAUAACUUAUUACUUGUAAUGACUGUUAAACUACAAUUAAUAGACUUGCCUAGAGCCUAUUUGACCUAAGGACCAAAGGCACAAUCACGCGCGCAUCAAAAUGAAUGAAACACUCCAAUGUAUUGUAACAUUUAGUGUAAUUUCACGAAUGUUGUAAUACUAAUAUUUAAACAUUCUGGAUAAAUCAAACUACGAAUUACACCGCGGAAGAAUAACUAUUUUCCAUAAUUUAUGUGCAAAAACGCAUUAACAUCUGCUAAAAGAAAAGCGUCUCGUAAAUAAAAAAAUGGUGAUUAUAAUAUAGUUACCACAAUUGGGGACGAAAAUUCAGCAUAACCCUUUGACGAUAUUCGAUAUUUGGUAUUUAUUCGCGCGCGGAAAAGUUAUUAAAUAUAUUUCAACCUUUAGUGAAGAGAAACUCUAUCCAAUUAUACCAGCAGAUUUUGCGCAACAGCGUAUAAUCAAAAUGAUGGUAAAAACUCCAUAAAUCGGUAAGUUAUAUUAGCGUUAAAUCAAGAGCGACAAAGUUACGUCAAAGGGUUAAUAUCUUCUACUUUGUUAUGCAUUGUUACAGUAAGUUAAAGAGACCAAUCUAUAGUAUAUCAUUAUUUCUUGUAAUAUAUCUUAUAUUACAUGAUAUAUAGGUCUAAGAAGUAUUUAAUUUUCAAUCUCGCAUUAGUAGUUUUCACAGAUCCCAUAAUUUUGUACAGUCAACUUUUUCUGAGUAACAUGACAUGCACGCAAUCAGCAACAGCCAUUUUACUCUGUGCUAUUUACAUGUGUCUCUGCUAUUUAAUAUAUCGUGUUAAGUUAUAAUAUUGUAAUGGCAUUGCACGGCAUUAUAUCAACCAAGAAGAGAAGGUAUGACGUAUAUAGCACUGUGUGGUUGAAUUAUCAAUGACAGCAUAAUAAAAAAUGUUCUAAUGCAGUUAUAAUGUAUUACAAAAGAAGAAAAAAGAGAAUGAAAAAAGGCAGAA
This is a messenger RNA of Vespula vulgaris, 22658 nucleotides long. Its product is annotated as ankyrin-3-like. The record is from RefSeq and is a predicted model, not a curated record. NCBI's taxonomy places the organism in Eukaryota, Metazoa, Arthropoda, Insecta, Hymenoptera, Vespidae. Gene Ontology annotation, molecular function: transmembrane transporter binding; lipid binding. Gene Ontology annotation, cellular component: membrane; synapse; axon initial segment. Gene Ontology annotation, biological process: lipid transport; signal transduction; lipoprotein metabolic process. Bases 455 to 20236 code for a protein of 6593 amino acids. The transcript is spliced from 38 exons.